Molecule: messenger RNA, 4035 nt
Organism: Apis dorsata (giant honeybee)
Lineage: Eukaryota; Metazoa; Arthropoda; Insecta; Hymenoptera; Apidae
Exons: 4
Coding region: 31-4035 (1334 amino acids)
Source: RefSeq, a predicted model, not a curated record
GUGACAACCGAAACAACUUUUUCUGUCAUCAUGGAAAUUACUACACCCAUUAUUGAAAUUAUAAAUAUAACUACUGAAACGGCAGAAACUAUUACUACUGAAACUACAGAAACCACUGAAUCUGUAAUUAUAACAACUAAAACAACGGAAACUACAUUCCAUGUUAUUGAAGUUACGAAUAUAACCAUAGAAACUCCAUUUAUUACGACAGAAACAACGGAGACUACAACGAAGUAUCCAAUUGUUACGAUAGAAACUACUCCAUUUAUUGUGAUAAAUGAAACAACAGAAACUACAUUACAUAUUAUUGAAGUUACGAAUAUAACUAUAGAAACUCCAUUUAUUACCACAGAAACAAUAGAGACUACAACAAAGUAUCCAAUUGUUACGAUAGAAAUUACUCCAUUUAUUGUGACAACUGAAACAACUACAUUACAUAUUAUUGAAGUUACGAAUAUAACUAUAGAAACUCCAACACCUACAGAAACGCCAGAAACUACAAUUGAAUAUCCAACAGUUCUCAUAACAACUGAAACAACUUCUUCUGUUUUAGUAGAAAUAACUACACCUAUUAUAGAACUUAUAAAUGUGACUACCAUAACUCCAUACAUUACUACUAAAACCAUAGAAACCACUACUGAAUUAAUAGUUACUACUGUAGAAUAUCCUAUUAUAAUUACUACACCAACGAUAAUGCCUUGGGAAAUUACCACUCCUUAUCCUGUAAUCGAAACAGUUACCACAACUGUCACUCCAGAAACCACAACUGAAAUAACUGAAGUAACAGAAUAUGAAGAAUAUGAAGAAUAUGAAGAAGAAGAAACAGUCAGUCCAGAUUGGGAAGAAUAUGUGGAGGAAACAACAGAAACUACAACAAAAUAUCCAAUUGUUACUAUAGAAACUACUACAUUUAUUGUAACAACUAAAACAACAGAAACUACAACGAAAUAUCCUGUUGUUACUAUAGAAACUACUGAAUCUAUAAUCACGACACCGACACCACCAAUCGAGACUACCACGAAAGAAGUUAUUAAAGUAGAAGUAACAAUACCUAAAAUAGAUGUUAACAUAACUACUCCUUUCAUACCGAUUCCUGAAAUCGUUUCUACUUCACCAUUAUUUACAACAUUCACAUAUACUUUAGCACCUACUUUGGAAUUUACUACGGAAUCUUUGCCUUUCGAAUAUGAAGAUAAUAUUACUGAUAUAACUUUUACUCCUUUUAUACCUCCACCUACUACAAAACCGAUUAUAAUUACUCCUUUAAUUAUAACUCCGAUUAUAACAUUAACUACUCCGAUUAUAACAUUAACUACUCCGACUAUAAUGUUAGUUACUCCAAUUAUAACGUUAACUACUCCGACUAUAACGUUAACUACUCCGACUAUAACGUUAACUACUCCGACUAUAACGUUAACCACUCCGACUAUAACGUUAACUACUCCAACUAUAACAUUAACUACUCCGACUAUAACAUUAACUACUCCGACUAUAACAUUAACUACUCCGACUAUAACGUUAACUACUCCGAUUAUAACAUUAACUACUUCGACUAUAAUUACUCCAGAGAAAAUCAUUCCCAAAAUCACUCCCGUACCAGCCAUAGUCGAAUUUACACCCAUCACAGAUGACAGUCAAAAGCAUACCCGCAAUCUUGAAUUGAUGGAACAAUUGGAAAGAAAACUGAAGGAAAUGGAUGAGAAGAUGAAAGAUAUUGAAAGAAAAGAGAUAGAAUUAGAUAAAGAAGAAGAAGAAUGGCAGAAUCGUAAAGCGAAAAUAAUAAGCGAUCUAUUACAAAGACAAAAAAUGAUGAAGGCUUAUGUUGCCACUAAAGCAAUAGAAGCUUUACACGAAAUAACACAAACGACUAUCGGUGAGCAUGCGAUAGAUAUUGAUACGACAAGACCUAAAAUGAAAAUGAUAACUCUUUCUCCCUUCUUGACGACCGAUGCAUUUGAGAAAAGGCUUAGAAUGUUAGAGAUAGAGUUUUGGGAGAGAGAAAAAUGGAUAAAGGAGCUAGAGAGGAGAUUACUGGAAAGAGAAAAGAGAUUCAAGAAAGAUCAGGAAGAUUUUGAAAAAUUAGUGAGAGAAAUGGAAGAAACGUUGAAGAAAGGAAAAGAAAUAUCAUGGCCCCCUAAGACUUCUGAACCAACAGAAACAAUACGAGAUUGUUGUUUGCGUACGACGCCACUUUUCUCGCCACUUCCACCUACGGAAAGGACAACGAUUGAUAUUCGAGAACCAACUAUUACACCUAAAAAAGACACUACUAUAAGAACUACUAUCACUGAGGAAGAGAAAGAAAUAGAGAAAGAAACAGUGACCAAAGAAACAGUAACUGAAGAAACAGUAGAAAGAUUGACACCGAAAAGAUUUGUGACAACGAAGAAGUGUGUUUUAAGAUCAAAAGUUGUUGGUAAAGACAUGGUGACCGAACGAGUUUGCGUACCAUACAUUUUAAGUAAGGAAGAAGAGGGGAAAACGAAAAUUGCCACGUUGCAUCUUGAAGAACAUGAAUGGACAGAAGGCCCAUUUGUAACGGAUUAUAUGACACCGCAGACAGAAACUGAGGAAUACGAGAAUGAAAAUAAAGAAUCGAUCGAACAGAAUCGAAUUAAGCGAAAUAUUGGCAAGGAAAAUGCUGUUUGCCCCAAUUAUCAACUAUACAAUUUUACCAAUUGUUAUAAAAUAACGACGAGACGAAUACGAUACAUUCGAAGUAAGAAAGAUGGAAACACAAAAAUUGUCGUAUUGCAUCUUGAAGAGCACGAAUGGACUGAAGGUCCAUUUACAACAAAUUAUAUGACACCGCAAACAGAAAUCGAAGAAGUUGAUCGUGAAGAAAUAAUGGAGCGCGAACGAUUUAAGCCAGAUAUAGACGAGAAAAAAACUGUUUGUCCUGAUUAUCCAUUGUACAAAAUUACUGACGAUAAGAUGAAGACAACCCAAACACCAAGUAAAGACGAAGAAGAAAAAACAAAACUUUUUGCAUUGCGUCUUAAGGAGCAUGAGUGGAUGGAAGGUCCGUUUACAACGGAUUAUGUGACACCGCAGACGGAAAUCGAAGAGAACAAGAAUGAAAAUAAAAGAUCGAUCGAGCGGAAUCGAUUUAAGCAAAACAUUAAUGAACAAAAUGCUGUUUGCCCUAAUUAUCAAUUGUAUAAUGUUACCGGUUAUAAAAUGACGACAAAUCAUUUAUUAAUUGACGAAUCAUUUUGUAAAUAUGCAAAUUGUAAUUUUCAGUUAACAAAGAGUUUAACGAUCACUGAAGCAUCGAGAAUCAAAUCUACGGGAAAAAUGAAUUGGAAAAUUGAUAAUAAUAGGUAUAAAGUUCGAUCGAUGUUGCAAAUUAUUGAAGAUGAAGAAGUAGAAAAUGAUAAUGAGACAAUAAUGAAACAAAAUGAAUGGAAUAAUGGAAUUUAUGAUUAUGAGAAUCAAAUUGAAAGAAAUCUAAGGCAAGAAGAGGUUACAGAACCAUGGGAAAAUCAAGAUAAUGAUGAAUAUGAAAGCAAAGAAAAUGAUGAAUAUAAAGAAGAAGAAACUACGGUACCAAAAGAAGAAGUAAUUGAAACACCAAUGAUAUAUACACCAGAGGAAGAAAAACCAAAACCCAAGAAAAUUCACGAAGAUGAAGAAGAAGAAGAAACAACUGAAGAAGAAAAAACCAGACAACCACCUGGACCAGAAUGGCCAACAGAACCUUUAACCAAUUAUCAUGUGGGUGGUACUAGGACUUGGACGUUAGAAUAUCCAGAAGAGAAGCCACGCAAGCCAGAAGAUGAAGAAGAAGAGGAUUUUAAAAGGGUCGGCAAACGGCCGGAAAAAACAACUUGUUACUAUGUUGUUCUUACUAAAGAUAAGAAAAGACGUGAAAUAGAAAAUAUGAGCAAAAAGUGGAUAUAUGAUUUUAACGAUCUAAACUUUAUGCAUUUAAUACUAGUAGAAACUUGUAUGUGGGUAUUUUAUUGUGUAGAGGAAAAUAGUACUUCAUUAACCCUUACAUUUAAUUCACAUGAUAAAACGCCAACAGCUUAA